CCCAUGGUUGCAUGUUUUGGAAAAAAUUGCAAAAAAAAAAAAUAGUUUGGCCGGUCGAACUGGCCGGUUCACACCGGUUCACACUGGUUUUAUGCGUGUUACGGUCCAAAGGGCCAGACCGGGUGGACCGCCGGUUCACGGUCCGAACCUGCCAGUCCGGUCCGGUUUUAAAACUAUGGUCUAACAUCCACAUGCAAAAUGAGUAUUACUUUAUUUUAAAAUAAAUAUUAUCUUACUAUACCUUACUUCUGAUACAACCGGUUAUACCAUAUACUUACUCCCCUAUUUUCUCCCAUGAGUGAUGGUCUAACAUCCAUAUGCUUCGAGUAAUUUCUCAUGUAGGAAGCCGUUUAAAGUCCUAGUUCGUGCGGAAAGGAGACAAAUCACACUCCAAAGUCAAAACUAAUCCAAUCACCUUACCACCCUCUACGCCCUCUUUUUACGCACUUUUCAAAAUUAAGAAGAAAAGACAUAGAGAGCACAUAAACCAAAAGGUCCAUAGCAACGAGAAUCUUCUCAGCUUCUCACCGGCCUUCUCUUUCUCUCCGCCGCCCCCUCCUCCUCUCCGUCCGCCGCAGCCGCCCCACUCUUCUCUUCCUACGCAUCUUAUUGAAUGUGGGUCUCCCAUCUUACCCCCAAUUGUCUCUCUCUCUUUCUAGAUGUACGGGCACUAUAAAGUGUAUGUAUGGGGUAUUUGUGUAUCAAUAGAUUCAAUACACAUCGAAUAUGUUGCCCAUUUGUAGGCCUGACACUGGUCACCAUAUUUAUUUCUUUCACCCCUACAAAAAUUAUUGUCAUGUGCUACUAUAUAUAUUAAAAAAAAGCCUACUGUCAUGAAAUUACUAUAGAAUUCCUGCUUUUUCUCCCCUUUUGAAUCCAACCCAUAUUCGGGAAUCCUUUGUUUGUUGCUCAUACUAUGAAAGUUUUCAGGCAAAAUUUCAAAGUUGGCGUUUUUAUGCAGACCCAGAAAUGGAAAGAAAUUGGAAUAGAGUUUCCGUGAUUGUGUUUUGACUCUGCUCUAGAUCUACCAUUCUUUUCUAGAUGACUGGUUCGGAAUUAGCCUGAAUCGAUUGUUUAAGGGCUCUGCUUUGAAGAUCAGAGCGGUGGAGGGCGUGAUUUGAGCAGUUCUUGGAGUCCGGGUUUGGAAUGGAAGGGCGGAUUAAAAAGUACAGGCCUUUGAGUCCGGACAGGGCCAAAGUUUGGACUGAGAAAUCUCCCAAAUAUCGGCAGAAACAGCAGCCGCAGAGGGAGGAGCAAAGCUGUAAUAAUAAUAAUAGUAAUCACAGUAACAGGAUUGCUGUGGUGUAUUAUCUCUGUAGAAACCGACAGCUUGAGCAUCCCCAUUUCAUUGAAGUCUCCCCUUCUUCCCCGGACGGCCGCCUCUAUUUGAGAGAUGUGAUUGAGAGGCUUAAUGUUUUGAGGGGCAGAGGCAUGGCUUCAUUGUACUCUUGGUCUUGCAAGAGGAGCUACAAGAAUGGGUUCGUUUGGCAUGAUCUUUCAGAAGAUGACCUCAUACUCCCUGCCCAUGGGAAUGAAUAUGUUCUCAAGGGCUCAGAGCUCAUGGAAGAUUCUAGUUUAGGGCACUUAAGCCCAGCUAGAAUUGUCAAAAUUCAAAACCCAAAACUGCUACCUGAACCGCCAUCUGCUAGAAGUCAAGACGAUUCUUCCUCAUCUUCCAGUAUGAAUGGGAGAGGAUCAAAACCUUUGCAGGACGAUGAACUUUCUCCCACAGUUGAACGUCCCAAUUCAUCUGCUGUGUCCCCCGAGUCUAAAAAUUCCUCUUGGAAUGGUUCCUUCAGCAUGACAGAGUGCAAGAACAUUUCAGGCUUGGCUGAUGCUUCCACACAGACAGAAGAAAACCCAAGUAGAAACAAUAGUGUUCGGGAGACCUGUACGAGAGGCAUUUCUACUGAUGAUGGAUCUUCUGAGGCUGAAGGCAUAUUCCUAAUUUCAAACGGACCUGAAAAGAAUGAGGGCACCGACAUAAAAGAAUCAUCUGAGAUUGGCAAAGAGUCAGUCUCGCCACAUCCUUCAUCAUCCAGUGUAUCAUCAGGUGGAAGAACUGAUACCUUGGAGUCUCUCCUUAGAUCUGAUAUUGGUAGUAAGCUCAACAGCUUUAGAGUUCUUGGAGAUGAGGAAUUUCGAGUGCCCACAACAAAGAUCAAGCCUUCGAAUAUGUUAAUGCAAUUAAUCUCAUGUGGGUCUGUUUCGGUGAAAGAUAACAGUUUUGGCAUUGUCCCAAUGUACAAGCCCAGAUUUUCUCAUUCGAAAUUUUCAUCCCCAUUAUAUUCAACAACCUCUCUAAGCUUGGGUGAACUCGAUUGUCUUGCGGAAAAUCCAAGAUUAAUGGGUGUGAGAUUAGAAGAUAAGGAAUAUUUCAGCGGGAGCUUGAUAGAGACAAAUGUGCCCAAGGGAGUAGCUGCUCUUAAAAGGUCAUCAUCUUUUAAUGCUGACAGGACGAAUAAAGAGCUCGAUUCAGUUGAAGACAGAGAGGAUAUGUGCUCAGCAGGCACAAAGUGCAUCCCUUUAUCAAUCACAGCUUCAUUUAGUAGACACCCAAGGAGUGAAUCAAUGAGAUCUCCGCUUUCUGUGGGUCCCAGAAUGUCAUCAUCCGAAGGACGAAUCACUCCUGAUAACACAUCAAGAGGAGCAAGUAAGAGAAUCACAGAGCCUCUUGGAGAGGCAGAUAGCGCGAUCAAAAUUGAAGAAAGCUUGCUUCGGGAGCUAGGAUUAUAAUACAGUCAAACCCAUCUUGAACGACAAACUAUUCCGAAGGGUCAAUCGCUUUUGGAUAUUAUUCUAGCUGGAAAUCAGAAUUGGAUCAUCAUUUCAUCAUUGUAAAUCUUGUUAUAUACUAUGGAGUAUAUCUAUGAUAGUAGAUGCAAAAAAAAAAAAAAAAACAUGAAACAAAUUGUGUAGGUGUUGUAGCACAAUGAAUGGAAGUAGUUAUAGACUGGCUGUUAGAUGUAUGGUUUACAUAUGAUGAGUAUUACAGUGGGAAUUUUGAUAGCUUAAUUAUUACAUUUGGAAUUUUGACAUACAUUGUGUCUGGAUUAAUGCAAUGCACAAGAUGACAAGUAACAUUGAUGAAGAAAGGGCAAGAUGGCAUUACUCCACUCCCUCUUUUUGCACCUUUUGACUUGUGAGACAGCUUUGCCAAGUUUGCUUUACCAGAAGUGGUAGUUGUAAAGUUAAAUGAAACUUUAAUGCAUACCCUUCUGAUCUGAAUGAACAAACAAAAUACCUUGCACAGUAACACUGCACCUCAAAUCCUUUAUAGCCCUCUUAAAUAGCUAGAUGAAAUUGUUAGAUCAUAAGGUGUGGAUCACACCAUUCAUUCCAUCCCCUUUUGCCAACUCGGAUCUUGUCCAAGAAGAUGUUAUCAAGAGACUUUCGGCUCAAACUGCAUAU
This is a messenger RNA of Cuscuta campestris, 3411 nucleotides long. The record is from the annotation of a GenBank genome assembly. NCBI's taxonomy places the organism in Eukaryota, Viridiplantae, Streptophyta, Magnoliopsida, Solanales, Convolvulaceae.